Messenger RNA from Electrophorus electricus (electric eel), 1252 nucleotides. RefSeq names its product galectin 8a (gene lgals8a). Gene Ontology annotation, molecular function: carbohydrate binding. Gene Ontology annotation, cellular component: cytoplasm. NCBI's taxonomy places the organism in Eukaryota, Metazoa, Chordata, Actinopteri, Gymnotiformes, Gymnotidae. The record is from RefSeq and is a predicted model, not a curated record.
ACUGUAAUAUACGUGAGCUCAGACAUUUUUUUUAUAUACUCCAUAAGUUUGCCAAAUUAAUUUGGGCUGGAUACAGUAGGACCUAUUUGGACAGCACAACAACAUGUCUGUUAGGAAUCCGAAACAAACUGUUUUGAACCCUACAAUUCCGCUCGCUGUAACCAUUCUUGGGGGACUCACUCCAGGCGAAAUGGUUCUUGUUCAAGGAUCAGUUCCAAGUGAAGCAGACAGGUUUCAGGUGGAUUUCACAUGUGGGAGCAGUGUUAAGCCCAGGGCAGAUGUGGCCUUCCACUUUAACCCUCGCUUCAAGAAGUCCUACAUCGUUUGUAACAGUUUGCAGCAUGAGCAGUGGGGCAAAGAGGAUAUCCACUCUCUAAUGCCGUUCAAGAAAGGAGCCAUUUUUGAGAUCAUCAUACUAAUAGAGAAAGAUGUUUACAAGGUGGCAGUAAAUGGUGCUCAUGUGCUAGAAUAUAAGCACAGAGUAGAUCUGGGCAAGGUGGACACAUUGGCAAUAUCAGGGAAGGUUCAGAUCCAGGCCAUAGGAUUCUUCCCAAGUACAAAUUCAGCCGUUUCUCUAGCUGAUGUGGCUGGGCCAGGGACAAAGGAUAAUGCUGUGCUGUCAGAAUCACUCGAUAUGAGUCUUCCAUUUAGAAGAAAGCUAACGAAGGGCCUGAGUCCAGGACACACAAUCACUAUCAAGGGCCAGAUUGGUGCCUAUUCACACAGCUUCACUGUGAACCUGCACGUUGGGGGCUCCGAGGACAUUGCACUACACCUAAACCCACGUCUUAAGACCGGUGUGUUUGUUCGGAACUCCUACCUGUCUGAGUGCUGGGGUCCAGAGGAGAACACCCUACCCAGCUUCCCCUUUCAGCCGGGGGAAUACUUUGAGAUGAUCAUUCUGUGUGAGGUGCAGGAGUUUAAGGUGGCGGUGAACGGGAUUCACCAGCUGAGCUACAAACACCGUGUGCAGGACCUCAGCCGUGUUGACGAGCUGGAAAUAAUGGGCGACGUGCAGCUGCUCGACGUUAGGAUGUGGUGAUCAGGCCCGCAUGUGCUCACGUCCCGGCCUGAUGUGUUACACCCGAGCUCCACAGCCAGACCAAAUUUCAUAACCAGUUAUGCACCUUUUUAACAAAAAAAUGAAUGACAACAAAGCCUUUAAGCCUUGGGGUUGAGUGGUGUUUGUUUGUAUGUUUUUGUUUUAGUUUCUUAUUUGUUUGGUUCUUUCUCUUUUGUUGUGUAUGAAACU